Messenger RNA from Colletotrichum tamarilloi, 4158 nucleotides. RefSeq lists its product as uncharacterized. Gene Ontology annotation, cellular component: trans-Golgi network. Bases 1 to 4158 code for a protein of 1385 amino acids. The record is from RefSeq and is a predicted model, not a curated record. Lineage: Eukaryota; Fungi; Ascomycota; Sordariomycetes; Glomerellales; Glomerellaceae. The transcript has a single exon.
AUGUUUUCCCCUUUGGCCUUCCCUGACGGCGCCGUAUUCUACGAACUCAUAACCCACGUCCCCCCACCUUCGCAUCUCGCGCUAUCGCCGUUCGACUUCUACCGUGAACCCCUAGCGGUUAUUGCAAUCGCUGACGGAGAGGAACUCAGCCGAGUCACCUUCAGCAAGAGACACUCUGGAAAUGCGCCCACCGUUGCCGAACAAAACAUCCGAACGCUGGACCAGGAGUUGGAGGACUUGAGAGACCGCUUCGGAAGGGCACUGGUUCACCGAGUGCUGAUCUUCGACCAUGCGCUUUCGAAGGAGAACCCGGUACCUUUACCCGAGGGACUCAUUGCUAUACCACCGCCGGACGAGUGCAAGCGGACGACCAUGAAAACUAUAAUGUGCGACAUUACGUCGCAGCUCCUGGCGGAAAUGACAAGACUGGCCAAGUCGUUUGAAGCCUGGAACUUCAUCGAUUCUCCCGGACAGUCUCAGUCAAGUAGACAAACGAACGGCGCAUCAUGGGGCGCAGAUGAUUCUGGUUCGGUAAAUAAGAGGGCAUCUCAAUUCGUUCCUGGUCCGCAGAGAUCGAGCUCGACCAGUGGUAUUCCAGAUCGGCACAUGAAUCGCAUGUCUAUGCCGGUUGCGCCUAUGAAGCACAACUCGGCUGUAUCGUCGAGCAACUCAACGCCCGCUCGGCCAUCAACUCCUGUGAAAAGCGGACUGUCGAACCCUCCUACCACUUUUGACGAUUUGACUUCCGGCAUGAGUAGUGACUCUUCGACCCCUGACCGAAAUUCAAGGCCGGGUGCUGGAGACCACUUCAGGUCAGAAAGUUCAGAUCGAGUUUCGGUGCAGGGCUUCGGCCCCGGUGGUCUCAAUGAUCGCUUCAGAGCGAAAGGCAAAAGCAGAGUCAAGAUCCUUAUGGGGUCUUUGUUUCUGCAAGCAGGUCGCUGGACCGAUGCUUUGAAAGAACUUAUAGAUGGCGCGACAGUAGCCAAAUCGAUAAACGACCACAUAUGGCAUGGCAAGGCACUCGAGUUGAUCACUCUCUGUCUACUGCUGCUAGGCUGGGUCAAGGUCGACUUUCAGGUCCCGUCUAUUUGCCUACCCCCACAAGACAAAUCUACGGCUGCUACAUAUGCUGCCCUAGAAGCAGCGACCCCAACUGAUGCAGGCCAGCCCAAGCAUAUUCGAAACCUUCAAAUUAUACUCCCAGACCUUUUGGACCGAAUCGCCGGGCUGUAUUCUCGUAUAUCUGCUGAGCAUCUGCCUCCCUUACCCCUGGCGGAGACGACAAUUAGAUUCUCCAAGAUUUUGUCUGCUUUGCACCUUGCUGACGGAAAGCUCGGAGAGCGUGCCUACGAGAUCAUGAUCUUUGGAAAACUGCCCUCGACCCCUCUGACAACCUCGCCCCGGUUGACCGUUGUCCCGAGCCGACAGUCAAUCGUCACAUUUCUCUUCCGCGCGUUUCCUGCCUCUUCGUCGGAGCUUCUCACCAUCGCAGAUAGAGUUUCGAUUCUAGCAGGAAUCGCAUCCGUUCUUGGACCUCUCGGUCAUCAUCGGAAGAAAGCAAUGGUAACCAGAGAACUCGUUUCCGUCCUAAUCAGCGGACUGGUUGAGGCGCGCACUCGUGGUGCUGCAGACAUGGGUAUACACCCUGCGGCAGGCCUGGUAGCUCUGAAUGCUGCCAACGGGCACAGUAAUAGCGCAGUCGCACUCGAACUGGGCGAAGGCGACGUUGAACAGGGAAUCGAGGCAUUUUUGGCUCUUUUGUGCAAGUCUUACGGUGUUGUCGGCUUUGACAUGAAGAAACAACCCGCAGACGAUGCCAUUUCGACAGAGGACUCGGACGCUGCUGUCAUCGAUAGAAUUCGGGGACAGGCAGCUGCGAGAUUCUUUGGGUUCACCAGUGUCAAGCUGAACAUACUGAGAGCAUGCAUCAACUUUUCUGAGGCGUUGCCUGACUUCAACGGUGUUUUGAAGUUCUCCAGUGAUCUGCUUCGCACGGCUGGCUCAGGAGUUGCCCCUGGCCCUCGCAAAGAAGAUGCAUCACCGGUCAUUACUCGUGACGAACAGACCCGGCUCGCCACAAAUAUUUCAAAGACAUCGAAUCUCGCGAAAAGAUUAGGCCUCAAUCAGCUCGCGGCGGAGUACUGGGACGAAUUCUUCGUCCGUGGCGUCGCCUUAGAACCACUUCCGAUUACCAGAAUUCCGGUCCCGCAUGCCAAAAGUACACUUCCUGGAGCAGUAAUUGCGAGAACUUCUCAAGACGUCAACCCUUUUAUAUACAACCCAUUCCUUAAGCAGCCCGAUAAAGCUGCUGACCACCUUCUCGUUGCGAACGAGCCCGCAACCUUUAGAGUUACUCUCCAGAACCCAUAUGACAUCGAGGUGGAUGUCGAAAGCCUUCGCCUGGACACCAGCGGUGCAGAAUUCGAAUCAAACUUUGAGAGCACCAUUAUUGGCCCGUACCGAACACAGAUUCUCAAAGUCUCGGGAACACCAAAGGGACCGGGUGCCUUGAAGGUAACAGGCGCAAUCAUCCGUGUCCGCGGCUGUCGCGAGAGACGAUUCCCCAUAUUCAAACAGCCAUGGACGCCGCAAGCAGAUGUCAAGGUGAAGGCUACCGGACUUCAAGCCUUGGAAACCACCCUUGCCUCAGGAGCCCUUGUUGGCCAACCGCUGAAGGUAGGGAGUGUCGCAUUGAAUGUCAUCCCUAAACAGCCCAUUGUUAUUGUCAAGUCGACAACGCUACCCCAGGCUUCCGUCAUGGUGCUCGAGGGAGAGAGACAGGUGUUCUCUGUCACGUUGCAGAAUCUCUCCCAAACAACUCCAGUGGACUUUAUGCUUUUCUCUUUCCAGGAUUCCACGCAGGGACCGUUGCAGGCAGGCAUCAACAACAGAGAUGCUACGCCAGCCGAAUUGUACGAAUACGAAUACAUUCUGAUGAGGCGCCAAGGUCUUCGAAGGUUGAACAAGAAGGAACCGGAGAAGCGAUACAUUGCUCCAGGAGGCACUGCCACAUUUGAUUUCGAAAUCCUAGGCAAGCCUGGGUUGACAAACGCUGCCAUUCAGAUCGACUAUGCCCAUCUCGGAGUGCCUCCCGAGGAAGUGACGGACAAAUUCCAUACCCGACAGGUCUCGCUGCAGUUGACGGUCACUGUAAAUGCUAGCGUCGAGCUCACGCGACUCGAUAUCCUGCCUCUCAGCGGACCCGUACCCAAGCCGCUUCUCAGUCUUACAAACCUGGAGUCCAAGGUUGAUCCUUCGACAUUGGCAGAUGAAUAUUGUCUUUUGUCUAUGGAUCUGCGCAAUGCUUGGCCGAACAAUAUGGAGGUCGAAAUGGAUGGUGAGGACGGUAUUGUGAUUGAGGAACACGUUCUCCCGGGGAACACCAGUCGCGUUAUCGUUCCCCUACGGCGCAUUUACCUCGAGGACCCUCACGCAUCGAUCCCGGCACUCAACCCAUCAAGACAGCGGCAAUUUGUUGUGAGCACUAGCAAGAUUACGCCCGACAUGGAACGCUCGAACCGCGAAGCAUUCUGGAUGAGGGAAAAAAUACUGGAAACGCUCACAGCCAGGUGGAAAACAGUAUCUGGCCCAAAGCGAAGCGGCUACAUAGACCUGAGAACCAUUAGGCUUUCACCCAGGAUGAUGGACGCUCUCAGGAUUGAUGAUGUCGGCAUCGAAAUAUCGGUACAGGACCCGGGCCAAACUGUAGGCGAAAUGGUCAAAGAGACGAUACUCGUCGACAACUUUGUCCAGGUCAAGAUUGGUAUCACCAAUCGGUCAGCCAAGCCAGUCUAUCCGAUGUUGAGACUGAUGCCAGCCUUAUGCCACCGUCCGUUGAACGUGGCGUUGGACUUUACGCGAAAAUUUGCCUGGAACGGUACCUUACAGCAGGCACUUCCGCUGUUGGCGGCCAAGGCGACUACAGAAGUGGAGAUUCAGGCCAUGGCACUCUGUCGAGGAGAGUUCGAAAUAGGGGCAUCCGUUGAGGAGUACCAGAUUUGGGAAGAGCCAAAGGAAAAGAAGGAGCAGGAAGAGACACAAGAGAGCCGACAGCGAUCGGACACUCAGACGAUGCUCAACGCGAUCAUUGGUGCGAAGGAAAGGCGUAUAUGGCACUCAAGGCAACCCUGUAUCAUCAAGGUGGUGGAUCAGGACUAG